This is a messenger RNA of Solanum dulcamara, 381 nucleotides long. RefSeq lists its product as uncharacterized. NCBI's taxonomy places the organism in Eukaryota, Viridiplantae, Streptophyta, Magnoliopsida, Solanales, Solanaceae. Bases 1 to 381 code for a protein of 126 amino acids. The record is from RefSeq and is a predicted model, not a curated record. The transcript has a single exon.
AUGGGUGUUGAUCUGGUGAGGAAAGCUCAAGAGAAUGUAAGAAGCAUUCAAACUAAGUUAUUGGAAGCUCAGAGCAUACAGAAGGAGUAUACAGACCGUAAGGUAAGAGAUAUGGCAUUCCAAGAUAGUGAACAGGUUUUGUUGAAAGUGUCUCCAAUGAAGAAAGUAAUGAGGUUUGGUAAGAAGGUUAACCUUAACCUUUGUUACGUUAGUCUAUUCAAGAUUCUUGAUAGUGUGGGUUCAGUGGCUUAUAGGUUAGCACUGCCACCCAAUUUGUUUGGAGUCCAUUCAGUCUUACAUAUAUCAAUGCUGAAGAACUACCAUGGGGAUGGAGACUAUAUUAUCAAGUGGGACUCAAUAGUACUAGAAAAGGAUUUAUAG